AUGUGCCCAUCUGGGACAAGUUUAGCUGCAGAGACCAAAAGGGGUGGUGCAAAAUCAGAUUUCAGGCCAGCGUUUGAUGUUCUUGAUGCAGACCAUGAUGGGAAGAUAAGCAAAGAUGACCUUCGCAUGUUUUAUGCCGGGUUUUCAAGUAAUGGUGCCGAUGAUGAUAUUAUAGGGUCAAUGAUGUCUGUUGCUGAUUUUAACAAAGAUGGGUUUGUUGAGUAUGAGGAAUUUGAACGUGUUUUGGACGGUGUUAGUGAAAACAAGAAAUCUUCAUCAUCAACAAGGUCUACUUCUGGGGUUAUGGAGGAUGUGUUCAAGGUUAUGGAUAAAGAUGGGGAUGGAAAAUUGAGUGUUGAUGAUUUGAAGAGUUAUAUGCAAUGGGCAGGGUUUGAUGCUACUGAUGAUGAUAUCAAAGCUAUGAUUAAAUUGGCAGGUUGUGCUGUUGGCGGUGAUAAAUAUGUUGUCACUUAUGAUGAUUUGCUUAAGAUUUUGGCUCUUGAUAAUUCUUAUGUUGCAUAG
Messenger RNA from Dovyalis caffra, 522 nucleotides. The record is from the annotation of a GenBank genome assembly. Lineage: Eukaryota; Viridiplantae; Streptophyta; Magnoliopsida; Malpighiales; Salicaceae.